Molecule: messenger RNA, 4199 nt
Organism: Gekko japonicus
Lineage: Eukaryota; Metazoa; Chordata; Lepidosauria; Squamata; Gekkonidae
Gene: PTCD3
Product: pentatricopeptide repeat domain 3
Exons: 24
Coding region: 36-2072 (678 amino acids)
Biological process (GO): mitochondrial translation
Cellular component (GO): mitochondrion
Molecular function (GO): rRNA binding; ribosomal small subunit binding; protein binding
Source: RefSeq, a predicted model, not a curated record
CGGCGGCGGCCUCUUCGUUCUCCUCCUGCGCGAGGAUGGCUGGGCCCUGGCGGCGCCUGGGGAGCGCGGCGGCGGCGGCUUCCUGCACCAAGGCCGCCUCGUGGCGGCGGCGCCGGCGGCUGGACACCUGGGGCGGCAGUUUCCUUAGGUACUGCUCAGAAAAUGUGGGACUACAGGAAAAAUCCCCUGAUCCUCAAGAAGUGUUUGAAGUGGCUAAUAUAAACAAGUUUGUUACUGAAGAAAGAAUUGUUCUUCCAAGAAAGAAAACCUGGGACAAAUUGGCAGUCCUCCAAGCACUUGCAUCAACAGUACACAGGGAUCCCACAGCUUCACAGUCAGUGUUUCAAGAUGACCCUUAUCUUAUUCCUCGAACCAGUACCGAGUUUCGUUUGUUUUUCAUGUCAAAAGAGUCUGGGGAAAAUGCCGCCAAAUACAUAGUUAACAAGCAUCCUAUAUUUUUUGAGAAGGACAUCGCUGAACCUCAUAUACCGUGUCUAAUGCCAGAGAAUUUGGAAUUGCAACUUGAAGAAGUGACGGAGGCUGCCCUUAAAGAACGGAUCCAGCUCAGAAAAGUGAAAGCCGCUGUAGACAUGUAUGAUCAGCUCCAACAAGCAGGAACUUCUGUGUCUCUGGAGACAUCAAACAGUCUUCUGGAUCUCUUAUGCUUUUAUGGAGACAGGGAACCUGUUCAGGACACCCAUUCUGCAGGCAACGGGGAAUCGGAAGAACAGGAGGAAGGUAUGGAAGCACGAAAGCAGAGAGGCAGCAUGUGGCGUACUUCUGAUAUCGCUUGCGUUAAGUGGAGUGAGAAGAACAAUGCCGAGCGGGUGUUCAGCCUCAUGCCAGAGAAAAAUGCGCACUCGUAUUGUACAAUGAUCAGAGGAAUGGUGAAGCACAGAGCACACUCCAAGGCUUUUGACAUGUACACGGACUUGUUGAACAACGGGCUUAAGGGUGACGUGUAUACCUUUAAUGCAUUAGUUUUAUCAGCUGUGGAAGUAAAGGAUAAAUAUGUUGAAAGAUGGGACCUUGUUGAAGGCUUGCUGAAAGAGAUGGCUCAGCAGAAUGUACAGCCAAACCUGCUAACCUUUAAUUCUGUGCUGAAGGCACUGAGGCAGUGUGGCUCUUUGGGCAGGAGCAUGGCCUUGCAGACCUUGAGUGAGAUGAGUGCACUCCGUAUAGAACCUAGCUUGGCAACAUAUGACCAUCUCCUUGGCGUAUUUUAUAAAUCUGCCAUAUCUGCUAGCGGCCCAACAGAUAUUAUCUAUGAAGUAAUGGAUGAAAUUGAAGGAAAGAACUUUCACCCCCAGGACCCAGCUGAUGACAACUUCUUUUCAAACGCUAUGAGAAUUUGUUUGGAUAUAAAGGAUGUUCAGCUUGCCUAUAGGCUACACAGAGUGGUGGAGACAGGAGAAAACUGGAAAAUGAUGGGAGACAUGUAUCAGCAGUCCUCUUAUUGUGGAAGGUUUCUGCAUUUGUUGUGCAUGAUGGAACAUCUUGACGUCGCCCUGAAGUGGUACAAAGAACUGGUUCCCUCAAUGUUGUACCCGAACUCUGAAGGGAUGCUGGGUCUUCUCCGAGCACUGGAUGCGGCCAGCCGUUUGGAUAUGAUUCCCCAGAUUUGGAAAGCUUUCAGCACCAUGAAUGAUGGUAUCUAUCUGGGAGGGCUGGCUAAGUUCAAGACUCAGGUGGCUUUUGCUGAUUGUGCUGCGGACGUACAUGAAGUACAGGAAAGAAGCCGCGUCCCACUAGAAUGGACGGCCACUUCUCUGGGCAACUGUGUUCUUCUGUUUGCCCGGGCUGGGAGAACACAAAAAGCCUGGAGCAUGCUGCAGCUCUUUAAGAAACACAACCGAGUCCCCAGUGACGUCGUGAUGAAUGAGGUACUGAACUGCAUUAAGCAAAGCAAUGACCCAGAUCAGGCACUUAACCUGGUGACGUUGGCUGCUGAUUUCAGUUUACAAUCGACUUCAAGGCUUGCUGAGAGAGUGCAGAAGGAGUUCCAACUCUCUGAAGAACAAAGGAACACUUUGGAUGAUCUGCUGGCAGUGAGCAGCCACAGCAGUGAAUAGAGGAUCCUGUUUCACCAUCUGCCAUGUGGUGACAGAGAGACGGGCUGCGCUGGAAGACUCUGCGGGGCGGAACCUCGGAUGGGAAUGGUGCUACAGUUCUGGUCCGCUUUGCACGUAGCAGAAUUAAUAACAUGCACUGAAUAGCAAGGUUGCUCUGACCUCUUUGUGGACAUCCCCCCACUACCUUUUUUUAAAAAGAAACUAAACAUACAUCCCUGGAAAAGAAAAGAAACUGUAAAGGAUUGCUACUGUUUUUUCCACAAAUGUUAACAAAAUUGGAAAGUGCAAUACCAUUUCCAGCUGCUGUAUGUAGUUCUUUUCCCAACCCAAAGCCCUGUCUGUCCUCUCAAAAGGAGGACGCUAUGAGACAACUGAAGAGCAGUUUCCUGCCUCGCCUUUGGUGCCAGUGAGAGGGCGUUGACUGUAUGGGGCAGGAGGUCUUCUGGCAGCGUGCAGCAAGAAAUCCCUCUCUCUGUCUCCCCGUUUAUCUUGCAGCGGUGCAGAAUCUUUCCUGGGUCCCUUGCACCAACCACCCUGCCUGGAGUGCUGGGGUCUGCAGUCCGUAAGCUGUGCUUGAUCUGAAUGUAGAUUCUAAAGGCGGCAUUUGUUUUUCUGCUGUAAGAUAUUUUUGCCAGUUCUUAAAUAGUUUGGAAUUCUUUUUGCAGAGAUUAUCCUGCCAAGAUUACAUGUCUUUGGACAGUUAGUGGCAUUUGCCUGUAUAGGGGGGAGGGAAUAGCAUAUGCUUUGUGAGCCUUCUUUCAAACCAGCUUCCCAUCUUUCUCUCCCUGACCUCUACACCUGUAACUAGUCUGUCUCCUAGAAAUCUGUGAUGGACUGUUGGAGGACAAAGGAACAAAGGGGGAAAUAUACUGAUGGAAGGUGUGGCAGUGCAAAGAAAAUGAACACUUUCUGUCAGUUUUCACUGUGGAAUGGAGCUGCUGUUUUGGAGAAGGAUGUCGGCAGAACUGGGUCAAAUUGAGAUGGCAGAUGAAGGUCUAGGACUUCUAGGCAAACCAAAAACUAGUAAAUUUCCCCAUCCAGAUUGUAAACACAAGUGUUCUUAAAGAACUCAGAUAUGAGACCUUGAAUCCUACCCAGUAUACAAAACCUAUCCUUAAAAUUGACUUCCGUGCCAGGGAACCAGGAAGUUGCAAAUAAUCACAUCAAUUUUUCAAAAGGGCUCUAUAGGGGACCCAGGGAAUUACAGGGCAGUUAGAUUUGUUCCCAGUAAAUUAAUAGAAACUUAUUAAAGAGAGAUUAAGCUUAUUGAAGAGCAAAGCCUGCUGAGACAAAUUCAGUGUCCCAUUUAGAGAGAGAGAGAGCCUUCUGUAUUAUUUGGUAUCCUAUGCAAACUGGGCGGCCACCCCCGAUUCCAGACCAUCUGUGGACCCAUUAAGUGGCACUCUGCAGCUCACUUCCCUCCCAUCACAAAAACUGUCCAUUUGUUCCUAUGCUCUGCUUCCUUUCAUCUAGCCAAUGUCAAAUCCACCCAAGGAUUAAGCAGCACCUGAUACAAUUCAUCCGGUGCCUCUGCCUGAAUCAGAGGUCCAAGCAUUGCAAACGCAGACCAGUAGCUGGCCCCCUAACCCUUUGGCUACUACCUCCUCUCCCCCCUCCCCCUGGACCAGGGGCACGUGAGGUCCAAGUACUGCUUUGCGAGCUCUCGGGCAAACCAGGCCCCACCAUGAAGCGGGAGGGCCAGCGGAUUCACCACUCCAGGUGGCCUUGCUUGCCUCCCUUCUUCAAGCGUGCUGAAGGACGUCGGCUGCCGGGGAAUGAGGCAGAAUUAAGUCAGCAGGACUCGAUGCAAUUCCUUCAACCUGGGUAGCACCAGUCUGGGCAGAAUGCUGCUAGGCAACGGAAGGCUCUGUGAAAGCUGGCAAAGGACAAAGUGUUGGUCAUGUAGAAGCGGAAGCAAGUCCUAGAGGGGUUUCCUUGUAGUAAUCUGCAUCCGCUUGUAAUUUGCAAGCUGCCUCCUAGACCAUCGUGGAGUUUGAAAACACUGCCCCUAGAUGAGCAUUCGUGUCUCACCCCAGGGAAACAGGUCACAGACCUGAAAUUAGGAACAAAACACACCAGAACUGCUACACGUAUUCUGCAUGUCCCCACUCCUUACUUUGUCAUCUA